UUUCUUCCAGUUUAAGGAUGCAAGAUUUCAAGAACAAAAGAAAAACUAAGUCUGAAUGAUAAAAAAAUUAAUUGCAAAUCCAAAAAAGAAAAAAAAAAUUACCAAAAGAAAACAAAAGCAAACAAAUGAUCCAAACUUUAGAACUUUCAAUCUGAGCUAAAACAUUAUUCAACACUCUCUAAUUCGAUGCAAGAGGUUCGUUCCCAUUAUAGUUUGUAGAAAGAGCUAAAACUUUAUUUUACUUUCAUCGACCGUUGUUAUUGAAACGAACCGGUUCUGAUCACACUCCGCCGGUUUAUUCUACGCAAUUCCGAUGUCGGAUCCACCCGGCUCUUCAGGACGCGCGAUGUUCACGCGCGGAUCUUCAACGCGAUUCGGGUCGGGUAAAAACCCGGACGAUUCAGCUGACGUAAGCAUCCCCGGAGACGGACCGCCGUCGAGGAGCUUCAAGCCGCAGUUUUCGCGUAACGAUUCCGUUAGAGAUCACGGUGACGACGGCGAAGACGAUGAUAGGAUCCUCCGUCAUCCGGUGGUUAAGUUCGCGGAAGAGAGGCAGAUGUCCGCGAGAGAAGCUGCCGCCGCGCAGGAAGCGGCUGAAGCUGACGACGACGACGAGGAAGAUGACGAUGAUUCAGAAGAAGCAGAGGAAGAGAAACCAUCUGGCCCGAAGCAGACGAUGUCGCUGAUGGAUCUGUUGGAAGAGACGGAUCGGCAAAUGGGGUUAACAGGUUCAAGAUACGCCAUGGAUGACGAAGAAGAAGACGAAUACGAAGAUGAAGACGAGGAAGAAGAAGGAGAGAUGAGUUGCUGCGUUUGUCAUGUGAACAUCAAAGGCGCGACUUUUACACCUUGUUGUGGUCACACGUUCUGUAAGCUCUGCUCUAAAGAGCUUAUGGCUCAGAAAGGUCAUUGUCCCGUUUGCAACAGCUUCGUUAUAGAGUUCCUCGACAUCUUUUAG
Raphanus sativus (radish) is the source of this 958-nucleotide messenger RNA. RefSeq lists its product as uncharacterized. The record is from RefSeq and is a predicted model, not a curated record. The transcript has a single exon. NCBI's taxonomy places the organism in Eukaryota, Viridiplantae, Streptophyta, Magnoliopsida, Brassicales, Brassicaceae. The coding region runs from base 314 to 958 and encodes 214 amino acids.